UUGCUUGCUCUUGAGCCACGUGGUCUUCACUUUGAAUUUGUUUUCCUCAACAGAAAAUGAAAACACUGGCAGAGAGGCGUAGAAGUGCCCCGUCGCUUAUCCUGGACAAAGCCCUGCAGAAGCGGCCCAGUACCAAGGAAAGUCCGUCCGCUGGUGUGGACACGUGUGCGUUUCUGUCCGCGUUCGCUGGCACCAGUAGGACCCUGCUCAUCGAUGGCCGGGUAGAGCUCCGAAGGGGCCUGCAGAGGCAGGAGCGGCAUCUCUUUCUGUUCAACGAUCUGUUCGUUGUGGCCAAAAUCAAAUAUAACAACAACUUUAAGAUAAAAAAUAAAAUUAAGUUGAGUGACAUGUGGACAGCCAGCUGUGUGGAUGAAGUGGGAGAAGGCAACACCAACACCCUGAAGUCCUUCGUGCUGGGCUGGCCCACGGUCAACUUUGUGGCCACAUUCAGUUCUCCAGAGCAAAAGGACAAGUGGCUGUCUCUCCUUCAGAGAUACAUCCACCUAGAGAAAGAGAAGGACCACCCGAAGAGCAUUCCCCUCAAAAUCUUCGCCAAGGACAUUGGGAAUUGCGCCUAUUCUAAAACUAUAACAGUAACAAAUUCAGAUACCGUGAAUGAAGUUAUCAACAUGUCACUACCCAUGCUCGGGAUAACGGGCUCUGAGAGAGAUUACCAAUUAUGGGUCAAUUCUGGCAAAGAGGAGGCGCCAUACCCACUUAUUGGGCACGAGUAUCCCUAUGGAAUCAAGAUGAGCCAUCUCCGCGACACGGCACUCCUGGCCCCGGGGCCCAGGGACUCGACCUCGCCGUCCAGCCCCCAGGAGCCCUUCUUCAUGGAACAGCCCCGCGAGGUGCAGUGCCAGUUCAUCCUGAAGCCCAGCCGCCUGGCCGCGGCCCGGCCCCUGAGCGAUUCAGGCCAGAAGACGUUUAAGAGGAGAAGAUCCAUCAUAAACUGGGCCUUCUGGCGGGGCUCCAGCACGCACCUGGACAACCUGCCCCUGUCCCCGACGUCGCCUGUGGCCGGGCAGCUCUUCGGUGUGUCUCUGCCCAGCAUUUGUGAGAACGACAACCUGCCCAAACCCGUGCUGGACAUGCUUUUCUUUCUUAAUCAAAAAGGACCCCUCACCAAAGGCAUCUUCAGACAGUCCGCCAAUGUGAAAUCCUGCCGCGAGCUGAAAGAGCGGCUGAAUGCCGGAGCGGAGGUGCACCUGGACGGUGAAUCCAUCUUCGUGAUCGCCUCCGUCUUAAAGGAUUUUCUGCGCAACAUUCCAGGAAGCAUUUUUUCAUCAGAUCUCUAUGAUCACUGGGUCUCUGUCAUGGAUCAAGGAAAUGAUGAAGAGAAAGUAAAUACAAUUCAAAGGCUGAUAGACCAGCUUCCGAGAGCCAAUGUUGUCCUCCUGCGGUAUCUCUUUGGGGUUUUGCACAACAUCGAGCAGCAUUCCUCGGCCAAUCAGAUGACGGCAUUUAACUUAGCCGUGUGUAUCGCUCCCAGCAUCCUGUGGCCGCCUACAUCCUCCAGCCCAGAACUAGAAAACGAGUUUACAAAAAAGGUUUCUCUACUCAUACAAUUUCUGAUUGAAAAUUGCUGUAGGAUAUUUGGAGAAGAGAUCGCUUCCCUCUUGGGAGAGGUUUCAGUGAGAUGUGAUACUAGAGAGAACGCCUCAGAUCUCUCUUGCUUCCAACUGAACGACUCCUCCUACGACAGCUUGGAAAAUGAGCUCAAUGAGGAUGUCGACGCCCCGUGCAGCGACUUGGUGAAGAAGCUGGGUCAGGGCAGCAGGAGCAUGGACUCUGUGCUGACCCUCAGCGACUAUGACCUCGACCAGCCCGAGGUGGAGGGCCUCUUAACCCUGAGUGACUUCGACCUAGACCGUUCCAAAGACGAAGACGUGCCCCUGGCCGGGCCCCUGGAGGCCCAGCCAGGCAGGGUUGUGGUGUACGCGAAGGCCCCCCUGCGGGAUCCGGCCCGCGCCCCCUGCAGCCUGAGCACGCCCGGCUACCUGCCGGCCGCGGAGGCCCCCAAGAGCCUGCGGCGGCACCGCCGCUGCUCGGAGCCCAGCAUCGACUAUUUCGACUCCAAGCUUUCCUACCUCAGGGAGUUCUACCAGAAGAAGCUCCGCAAGUCCAGCUGUGACGCCAUCCUCUCGCAGAAGGACGCGGAGGACCCGAAGCAGAACCCGCCCCCGCGGGAGGAGGGCAGGGCGGGCCACCGAGCCGGAGGGGCCCCGGGCGGGGACGCGGGCAGGAAGGACAGCGCCGGCCAAACCCCGAGGAAGAAAAGCUCGUCGGCCGGUGAAGGCGGUCACGGCAGACUCUUCCCGAAGUCCAGGCCCGUGGCCAUUUCUGUGGCCCCCUGCAGCCACACGCCCUCGCCGGACCGGGCAGGGACCCAGCCCUGCGCGGCCGACGCCCCCGGGUACUCCCCGCCGCACACCGCCGACGCCCUCAAGGGCCCGCGGCGGCACCGGCGCUGCUCGGAGCCCAGCAUGGACGACCAGCGGUGCAAAUUCACCUACCUCAGGGCCGUACACUCCAAGCAGCAGCAGAAGACGGGCUGCGGCCCCGGCCUUCUGCACGGGGAGGAGGAUUAUCUCAAGCGGCACAAGUCUUUGCAGAUGGAAGGGCAAAAACUCAUCAACCAGAGCCUGGUCAUGGGCAUCGAGGUGCGCAAGGGCAGUGCCGCGGCGCCGCACAGCGACAGGGCGCUGCCCCCGCGCCUGAGCCUCUGCCCAAGGACUAGCUACUCCAGCUUGUCCUCCCCGGGCUCCUCCCCGUCGGGCUCCUCGGUGAGCUCCCAGGACAGCGCCUUCUCCCAGAUCUCCGAACACUCGGUGUUCACGCCCACGGAAACGUCCUCUCCCGUAGACUGCACUUUCCAGGCGCAGAGAAAGGCCGAGGAGCCCUCCGCCGACCCCAGCGCCGCCAGCCACCUCUCCGGAAUGCCCGGGCCCUCCGCGGGGCCGCCGGGCAGGCGUCUGGGCUCUGCCAAAAAGGACCCCCUGGACUGGCCUUCGCAUAUGCACCCCGUGACGCUCCACCCCAGCACGUGGUUGAGAAACGGGGUGGCCAGCUUGAAAAACUGGUCCCUCAAGAAGAAGGCCAGGGCGCUGCGACCAGAGGAACGGAAAACAGACGCGCUCCAAGGGCCCGCGGAGCCGCUGGCUCGCGCCGCCGCUGUUCUCGAAGCCGGCUCCCCGCCAGACCCGCGGAAAGACGCGGGGCUCGCAGAGCCCUGGCCCAGCGCGCCUCCCGGCCCCGACCCGCAGCCGCUGCAGGGCCGCGCCCAGUUCUGCGUGGUGGAAGACAGACUCCGGCUCCCCGCGGAGCCGCGCGAGGCCGGGCAGCAGGGCGGCCAGUGCACUCCCGGGGCUCUGCCCUGCGCGAGGGCCUCACCCGGCCCUCUGACGGGACUGGACGCGCCCAGCCCCGGCUCGGGCCUCACCGAGGUCUGCAAUGUUGGAGACGGACAGCCAGCCACAGACAGUGAGCCGCAGUAAGCAGCUGCCGUCUGCAAGAUCAGAAACGGAGCUAAUAAUGACCUAAAGACAGUAAUUAUGACCCCUUUGUAUAAAAUACCUGGGAUGGGUGGUAUAAGCAUAAUCAUCGCUAAUACUUAGGACAACAAAAAGAAUUCUCUCUGAGACUAUUUGGGGGGUGGGGGGGAGAAGCUUAGACUUCUUUAAAAAAAGUCCAUCAUCUAAGUGUUUGGAAUCCUGGUCCUUCCUUGGGUGGGUCAAGGGCCUGGCCCUGCCGUGUUUCUAGAGACCCUAGCAGAGGGCCAGGGGACGCACCUCUGUCGGGCAGCAUGCCUCCAGGACCAGUCUGUGAGCCGAGUGUCCUGAGAAGGCCCUGUUCUGGCAGUGAGGAGGGGUGAGGCAAGUGGCAGGAGGGAGCCCUGCCCCUCCCCAUGGGGGGUUGGGGGGAGGUGAGGACCAAAGCGUCUCCCUCCCUCCAAGCCAGGGGCUGCUCAGCCAUAUCCGACAGACCUGUGCCCUCACAGGACCCCUCGGGGACCAGCCCUGGUGUCAGGAGCCCCAAGCACACACACUACCAUGGCCGCCGUGCCUGUGUGUGAGUGGGUUUGUCUCCCCUUAGUGUGGCCUUGCUCCUCGAAGGAGAAAGAAGGGAACAGCAGCCCCAGGGUGACCCCAGGCGCCCAGCAUGGGCACAUUUUCCAGAGAGGCAGCGCUGCCGUUCUCGGGGUGACCAUCUGGGCGUGGACCCAGGGGCCCCCACACCAGGCCUGUCCACUCUGCGGACGCUGCUGCCCCCCUGAGCAGAGCCUGGCUCCUCCUGGCGGAGACAGGGUGUGAGCCCCGCCUCCCCAUAGCCAGAAGAGAAAGCCCCUGACAGGCACCCCCUUUCUGUUGUCACUCGGCAGUUAAAAGAUCACCUUAGACAGUGGCAGUUUAGAAGUGUCAAAGGACACGACUAUCCCCAGGGCAGCCAGCAGCCUUUCUCCUCUGACAGGCCUGGACUUUGGAUUUUUCUUACAACCGAGGUUAUUUUUGCCCCAAGCGAGGCACAGGUGAUGUACACCCAGUGGGCUUAUUCCACAUCUGCCCCGUUCCUCUGUCGGGCUGCCCGAGCAGCUCCUGGGUGAUCCCUGGGGGCUGUGGGGCCUCAGCAGCCAGUGUGAAGGGGAAGAAUCAGGACGUAUAUCUGCAUGGAAACUUCGUACAGCAAGCUUCCUGGGAGCCAUUUGGUCUCCAGGAUACCACCAGGUGGUCCUUUUGCACCACCACCUGCCUAUUCUUUUUCUUAGCCACCAGAAAGCAUUCAAAUAUUCUCUCCCUGUUGCCCUAAAGGCUGCAUUUUGCAGUACUAGAAAGAAAAUAAUGUCUCUGUCAGAUAGAAGUCCUCAACAGUGUUAGUUAUAGGUGCUACCUACCUCCACGGGACACAGCCUGUUGGCGCUCAGUGACUGUCACCUUGAGAACUGCGUCCAACAAAGGCCGCGACGCACUGACCAGCUCAGUCACAGACUGAAGUAGAUCUCGCCCUCCAACCCACCCUCCCAGACGACACUCCCCAGGGUCCCUGUGCACCUUCUGGGGGGGACCACAGACCGCCAGCAGGGACCCGGACCUGUAGGCUGACUACUGUCCAAAGCCAAGAUGUGAAUGAGACUCUUACUGCUUGGAGUGUCUUUCAAGAAGUUGCUUCUCCGCCUAACAAGAUACCUUGCCUAGCCUUUUUACUUUCACGUGGCGGGUAGCAAGUCCCCCACCCAAAUGGGAGCAUAGCAGAAAAUAGAUGCCGAGGCUCUUCAAUACCCCUUGCUACUCGGAGUCCCCUUAGAUACUCCUGUCACACUUAAUGUGAAUAGUUUGUUAAUAUUGCUGUAAAGUAUGAUGUAUGAUUUGGAGACAGACUAUGUGUCAUUUUAUUAUACUCUGUCAAUCUAUAAUAUAUUAGACUGAUGCUUUAUCUAAAAUGCUUUGAGUUUGUAUAAUAUAUCUUGACAAAAUUUACUACCAUAUGUUAUGUAAUAAAUGUGUAUUUUUGUACUUGCAGAAGCUGCUGCUACCUUUUAAAGUUGUUUGGUUUUCAAGGCACUGAUAAUGGAUAUGUAUGAAGUCCAUACUGUCUGUUAAAUAAAAUACCAUUCUGCAGUUAACAGUCCCCACAGAGCGAUACUGCCUUCAGAAAAGUGCUUCAGUCCGUGAGCUCCCAUGGCUGCUUAACAUUUGAAACUCAUAAAA
Molecule: messenger RNA, 5705 nt
Organism: Condylura cristata (star-nosed mole)
Lineage: Eukaryota; Metazoa; Chordata; Mammalia; Eulipotyphla; Talpidae
Gene: ARHGAP20
Product: Rho GTPase activating protein 20
Exons: 14
Coding region: 57-3497 (1146 amino acids)
Biological process (GO): regulation of Rho protein signal transduction; signal transduction
Molecular function (GO): GTPase activator activity
Source: RefSeq, a predicted model, not a curated record